Messenger RNA from Lactuca saligna, 1627 nucleotides. The record is from the annotation of a GenBank genome assembly. NCBI's taxonomy places the organism in Eukaryota, Viridiplantae, Streptophyta, Magnoliopsida, Asterales, Asteraceae.
AUGGCGGAACACCGUGUAAGCAAGAGGCUGAGAAAUUACGUCACCAACAAGGAACAACCAGAAUUCACCGGCAAAAGUCUCAGGAAAAUUCGAGUCAUCUGCUCCGACCCUGAAGCCACCGAUUCAUCAUCGGAUGAAGCUGACAGCGGAGAGCGAUCAUCGCCACGCCGAAUUGUUUGCGAAAUUGUGAUUGGGGUCAAAUCUGAAGAAGCCGAGGAACCUGUGGAGCGGAAGGAUUCGGCGGAUCAAACCGGAAAGAAGAAAUUAACCGGAGUUCGAUUGCGAAAGUGGGGUAAAUGGGCGGCUGAGAUCCGUGACCCUUUUAGCAGAAAAAGAAUUUGGUUGGGCACAUAUAACACCGCGGAAGAAGCAUCGAAAGCAUAUACGACCAAAAAACAGGAGUUUCAAGCAAGAUUGUCGGCUUCUGCCCCAAUUCGACCCAAAUCCGAUGGCGAAUCGUCGACACAGGUUUCUCAGGAGGCCGAUCAUUACUCUACGGAGGGGGAGGAGAAGGAGACGCGUGUGUCGGGUCGGGUCGUUCCGGAUCACGCCCCAAUUGCGAAAUCGAAAGUGGUUCAUUGGAAGAAGUGGGAUAGAUGGGGUGCCAAUGUUCAUAACCCGGUAACCAAUCCAAACAUCCAGUCUGAUGAUACAUGUGAUGCUGAAGAAGAGGCUUCAAAUACACUCCAAUCGAUGAAGAUGGGUUUGAUGCCGGGUUACAUGGCCCCAUUCAGAUCAGAAAGUGGCUCAUCUCGUAAAUCCUCAAAGACCGAGACCAGCGGUGGCGGUGGUGGUGGUGUUGGUGAUGAAACAAUCAGCGGCACCACCACCACCACAAUCACUACCACCACCACCACAACUUCCAUUGAAGUAUCCACAGAUGAGAAAGGAGGAAACACAACUACGGAGGAAGGUCAAUUAAGUGAAAAUGUAGAUACAGAAGAAGGAAACAAGCCACCAUGGUUGGGUUUGGGAAUCGCGAUUGUACAUGUUUUUAAUUCUGCAACAGUCACUGGUAUACGAAUAUCAUUUGUUGAGUCUUUCCUGCUUUCCCAAUUUACAUUCUUUGAACUUUAUACAUUGAAAGAUAAUAAACUGAAGAAGACAAUAUGUUCAUCAAAAGCCAGCUUGCUCCACCAUUUUUGGGAGUCUUCAAACAUUUGUGAGUUGGCUAUUAUCCAAUUGCUACAUCUAUUUGGUUGAUUUGUUGCAAGGGCUAAAAUGAUCACUUCUUUCAGAUGCAGCGUUGCAAAUCCAAAUAUGGUGUAUGGACCAAACAAAAUCAACAUCCGUCUAAGGAUAUUGGUCAAUGCUUGAAUUGUAUGUAUGACUCACAACACAACUCAGAAACACUCUUCUCAACAUUUUGAAAAACUCGUAUCAAGCUUAUAAAAAGCAGUUAGGGUUUCAAAUGAGUCCAAGAUGAGAUAAUUAAGCCUAUGGAGGACGGAGUUGCUGCUGCUGCUAGUCCCUUCAGACAAGGCUUUAUGCAGUUCUAUCACUGAGGGGCAGAUUUAAAGAGGGAACUAUGGGGACAUGUUACCUAAAGAUUGAAUUUUUUUUUUUUUUUUUGUAUGGAAUAAAUUGAAAUUUGAUUUCAGUUUUGUUCUUUUUAAGAUUGGUGCCG